AUGUUGUUCAUAACUGAAAACAAAAAGUUAGUACUGAUAAGUAUAUAAUACUGACUUAUAACAUAUGCCUGACGAUAACAGAAGGAAUAGGCCUACUAUACAAGUUCAACUCUGUACCAUGGCCUCAGAAGGAGGGGGCUCUGUUUCAGUGCCAUUCGACUCAACCUCAAUGUCCAACAGAAAAAGUGAGACGACCGAAAAACGCUCCAAGAAAAAUAGGCGCCAAACAAAAUCUGAAAAUGUAACCACAGACUUAGAAGCACUCUCUAACCAAACUGUGGAAGAACGUGCACUCUAUCGUCUCAAAGCAAAGUUACAGCCCUUGGUCAAGGGUGCCAAAUAUGGUAAAAACAUGGAUGUGUCUGACACGACGCUGAAGAGAUGGCUGCUGGCCACCAACAACAACGUCAUCCACGCUGCAGGUAAACUACAGAGACACGAGAUGCUCAAGUGGAAGCUGGGACUGAUUAACCUUACAAGCGACUACAAGCCUUCUAAAUUUCUCUUUGAUUACUACGCGGGUGGCCUGUGCGGUGAGGACAGAGAGGGCUCUCCAGUGUACUAUGAGCUGUUUGGCAUCCUCGACAUGAGGGGUAUCAUCAUGUCAGUCCAGAAGAAGGAGCUUCUGACAUUCAAAAUGUUCCAGCACGAGCUCAUCAAAGAGUACCUCAAGGUGCUUUCCAAGGAGAAAGGUAAAGAUAUCAACAACAUACUGGUGGUCGUUGACAUGAUCAAGUGUACCAGGGACACACUUUGGGGACCAUCGCUACGCAUCUGGGCUGAGAUCAUAGAACUUCUUCAAGAGAACUACCCCAGGCUGGUGAAGGAAGUUCUUGUCAUACAUCCUCCCACUAUGUUUGCUGAGAUCUACUUGUCCCUCAGACCCUACAUGAAGCCCUCCACGCUGGAACUGAUCAAAGUGUUUGGCAACAAUUAUUUUAAAUAUCUAGAACAGCGUAUUCCCAUACAUUAUAUCCCGGCGUACCUCGGGGGAUACAAGUGUGAUUUCGACAACAACCAACAAUGUUUCGAAGACUUGAAUUGGGUGGAACAAGUUCCGCAGUGGUUGUAUCUGAUGAGUUCUAGCAUACAGGCCCGUGCUCAGGAGUUUAACAUCCUUGCUGGAGCGAAGCACGUAGAGGAGUACAUGGUGACCCUGAGUAACAGCCUGCUGUCAUGGGAGUUCUACCACAUCAGCCAACCGCUGUUCUUCGCCAUCUACAUUGACACCAUCUCAGACAAAACGUGCACCUUUAAAAAGGAAAACAUGUCGCAGUUCAGCAAGAAACGAAACCACACAUUGAACUGCAAGGUCCCCGGCCGCUACCUCCUGGUGUUUGAUAACUGCAAGGACCACGCCUUCAAUGUCAGGAUCACAUGCAACAUCGCUGUCCUCCCGCCGGCAGACAUCCCGCUUUACUCGUGCAACAAGACUCUAGGUGACUCCAUCAAAUUCAAUCUACCUAUGGACAGGGAAGAGGUUCAGAUGAGGCGACGUCUGGGCAUCGAGCUGCCGUCCAUCGUUCCAGCAGAGUCUCGCAAUUAUAAUUAUGCGUCUCAUGUGCAGAAGCGUAGCUAGGGUGGUAGAGAGGGGAGGGGGUCCAAAUUUUAAAAUCCAAAAGGAGUGUCCGAAAUCUGUUUUUACAUUAAAUAUUUCGCCAUUAUCUUAUGCCAUGAUGACGAGUAUUAAAAUGCAGGGGCCCCUAAAGAGGUCAAGCCCUCCACCGGGUUCCCUAUUUCCUAGCUACGUCACUGCUCUGGUGUUCUCGUUAUGCAGCUUCUUGCUUGUUAAGGCAUUCUAAAGAAAUAAACAAAGAAAAGCAAAAAAGUAAACAAAAA
This is a messenger RNA of Biomphalaria glabrata, 1839 nucleotides long. Its product is annotated as retinal-binding protein-like. Lineage: Eukaryota; Metazoa; Mollusca; Gastropoda; Planorbidae. Gene Ontology annotation, cellular component: cytoplasm. The transcript has 11 exons. The record is from RefSeq and is a predicted model, not a curated record. Bases 65 to 1579 code for a protein of 504 amino acids.